GGGAGGGAAUAGUUAGAGGGGGGCGGGAGGUAGAGACAGCAGCGGCGUUUUAUCGCCGGAGAGUAUAUAAACGGAGGAAAGGCAUCUGGGCUGUACAGUUCCCCGCCUCUGGACCUCUUCGAAACAUCGUCUUCAAGAUGAACGCCCUGGUAGUGAUAUCAGCAUGCAUAUGUGCAGUUGCAGGGAUGCCCCAGUAUCCAUAUGGAUAUACAGGCUACCCAUAUGCUGCUGUUGCACCCAUUGUAGGGCCCACGACCUAUGACUACAACCUCAUCCCAGACUCAGCACCCAUUCCUGCCCCUCUGCCCGCCCCCUAUGCAGUUGCUCCUGCUGUAGCCCCGACUGAAUACAAGAACCAGUACCACUCACAGGAUGAGUUUGGACAGUACGCCUACGGCCACGCUUCUUUGGGUCAGGUGCACAACGCAGUGAGGGACUUCACUGGGGCUGUCAGGGGCAGCUACUCUUACAUUGACGCCAACAACGAAGAGGUCAUUGUGCACUACAUUGCUGAUCACGAUGGUUUCCGCGUCUCUUCCAACGCCCUGCCAGUUGCCCCAACUUUCGACAGCGCUGCCCCCGAAGCUCCCGAGUUCAACCUUGUAGGGCCAGUCUUUGAUCUCGAACCUGCUGUUGAGACGCCCGAGGUAGCCGCAGCAAGAGCCGAACACUUCAGACUCGUGGAGGAACACAAGGCUGCUGUAGCUGCUGCGCUCGCUGCUGCUGAAGAAGCAGCAGCAACUGAGGAAGUUGUAGUAGAGGAAACAACCGAGGCAGUUGUCUCUGAAGGAGACGAGGAGGAGGUAGUCGUGGAAGCAGCUGAGGAAGUACCUGAAGAGGUAGCUGAGGAGGGGACUGUAACAGAGGCUGCUGAAGCUGCUACCGAACUCCCUGCUGAAGAAGAGACAGCUGCCGAAGAGACAGCUGCCGAGGAGACAGCUGCCGAGGAGACAGCUGCCGAGGAGACAGCCGCCGAGGAGACAGAUGAACGCAGGAAACGCCAAGUUGUGAACUACUUCCCACAGUACUACAACGCUCUGCCAGUGGAACCAGUUGUAGUGAAGGCUGAAGCCCCCGUCGUCCCAGUAUCACAGGCAGUGCGUGACGCCGAGCUCCUAAGAGUUGUCCACAACCCAGGCCACGCCGUUUCUUACCGCGUUGACUAAAUGCCCACUGGAUAUUCUGUUUCCAAAUUUGUUACAUGGUGACUGUUACUGCCAUACCCUAGACAAAAUGCGACAACAUUCAACUAGGCAUAAACUCAAUAUUUGUUAGCUUGAAAAUCAAGAGAUUUGUUCAGAUUUUUUCAGGUACCACCAAAUCUCUUUCCAUUUCAGACUUUUGUAUAUAUUGUAAAAAUCUUCAAAAAUAAAGAAUUUGAGUAGAAUAAAGUAUGUAAAU
Messenger RNA from Macrobrachium nipponense, 1401 nucleotides. RefSeq lists its product as uncharacterized. The coding region runs from base 138 to 1166 and encodes 342 amino acids. The record is from RefSeq and is a predicted model, not a curated record. The transcript is spliced from 2 exons. NCBI's taxonomy places the organism in Eukaryota, Metazoa, Arthropoda, Malacostraca, Decapoda, Palaemonidae.